AUGAAGAUCGUUGGCAUGUACUCCGCUGAGCAAAUUCGAGCUCUCAAGCAGGAGAACAGCAGGCUGCAGCAGCAAAAUUCUGGGCUCGAAGCUGAACUCCAAAGGUCGCUCGAGCGAGCUAGCAAAGGCCACAGUAGCCUCUCGGUCCAGAAGUAA
This is a messenger RNA of Fulvia fulva, 156 nucleotides long. RefSeq lists its product as uncharacterized. The transcript has 2 exons. The record is from RefSeq and is a predicted model, not a curated record. Bases 1 to 156 code for a protein of 51 amino acids. Lineage: Eukaryota; Fungi; Ascomycota; Dothideomycetes; Mycosphaerellales; Mycosphaerellaceae.